AUGGCAGGUCCUCACCCCCCGGCCCUGCUGGCACCUCGCUCCCUCCUCCUGCGCCUCGCCCACGGCCCCGGCGCGACCUCCGCCAGCCCAGUGCCGCCACCUGCACAGGGAGAGCCCCCUCGCCACCCGGGGCAAUUCCGCCUCCCUCCCGUCCUUCCCCCGCCCCCGCAGCCGCGUCCCUCAAGAUACUCAGAGGCCUGGAGCACCUCUGCUAUGAAGUCAGGCUGGGAACUGGGGCUGUUCAUCCUGGAGAAGUCUCCGGGAAGAACUCAGAGCACCUUCCAGUACCUCAAGUUGUCCCUGACCUCUGGGGGCCGCUGCUUCCUCUCUUCCCGCCGACGGUCCUCGAGUGAGCGGCCGGCCUUGCUUCCCGCCUGGGGCAGCGCGGACGGCGGGGAGGCGGCCCGGGUUGCUGAAAGCGCGUUUCUGCUGGAGUUGGUUUGCGGUGUCACUUCGAAGACUGUUCUGUAUUUGCAGGUGUCACAUUCUAAUUGGAUUAAUGGGAAGCCAAAGAAAUUGCAAUGUUCCUCUAAGAGUGCUUUUUCUAUUUGCUAUGAUAAGAGUUUCUUGAGUUUGUUAGUACCACCCCCUAAAGGGGGCACUUGCCAUCGUUGUGGUCUCUUUGGAAAGCUCAGAUGUUCACAGUGUCUGCAAACAUACUAUUGCUCUGUAGAUUGUCAGAAAAAAGAUUGGCCAGCACAUAGAGUAGUUUGUGAUCCCAUUAAACAGAAUUCAAAUAAUAACAAAACCAAGACGGGAGUUUAUCUUAAGGAGGAAGUGAGGUUGAGUUUUGCUGUAGAUGUUGUUCUUCCAGAUUCUGAAGACUGCCAAAAUAAAGUUCCCUUAGAAAUGAAGUCUCAUUUAACUUCAGGAAUAGAUGCCAAAGGAGACUCUCCAAGAGUAUCAGAAAACCAUUCAAAGGGAAGUGAAAAAAAAAUGCUUGAAGAUGAAGACUCUUCUCACUGUACUAAUUCAGUUGCCAAGUUUGUCUCUUUAAGUACCGGAGAUGAAUUUUCUGGUGUGGUUUCCCACAUUCAAAAUCCAGACACCUUUUUUUGUCAGCGGAUGCAAAGUGCCUGUCAGCUUGCUGAGCUUGAAGCUUCUCUUAAUGAAUACUGUGACAGAUUUCCCGGUAGUCCAUCUUUCCGUCCUGCUGCUGGCAAUGUGUGCUGUGCCCAGUUCACAGAAGACAACCUUUGGUAUCGUGCUGCUGUUACAGCUUAUGUUUCUGAAGACACUGUUUUGGUGGACUAUAUGGAUUAUGGUAAUUCUGACUCUCUUCCACUGACCAGACUUCGUCCUAUAAUUCCAAGAUUAACGGACUUGCCAGCCCAAGCCAUAAGAUGUAGCCUGGCAGGUGUAAAGCCACCUUUAGGAACAUGGACCUCAGAAGGUAUUUCUUGCAUGAAAAAAAUGGUGAAAGACAAAGUGUUGACAGUAAAGGUAGUGGAUAAAAAGAAUUCUAGAACUGUGGUGCAGCUUACAGAUGCAUCAGGUACUCCAGCAGUAAAUAUAGCGAGCCGUCUCAUCGAGGAAGGCUUUGCAGCUGAGGAGCUGAGCAUGGCCUUACCAGCAGCCAGAGGAAGUGAUGUUGAGCAGGCCAAUGAGGACACAACGAACAAAAGAAUGUGCAAGUGGAUUAAAUUAACUCUUAACCAAACACUCAGUGUCAUAGUAUGUACAGUGUACAAUCCUGGAGAAUUCUACUGUCAGAUUUCAAACAGCCAUGAGUUACUUUCUCUAAACUCACUUAACAAAUCAUUGUCUGAGCACUGUCAGAAAACACCACCAGAUGUUUUUGAGCCUAAGAAUGGAGACCCUUGCUGUGCUUUUUACUCUGAGGAUGGUAACUGGUACCGUGCUGUGGUGCAAAAUGUCACUUCAGAUGGAAUUGUUCGAGUGAGCUUUGUGGACUAUGGAAAUACUGAGGAAGUACCACUGGAUAAUAUCAGACAGAUCUCCUCCUCAUUCCUAAAACUUCCAUUUCAAGCAAUUAAAUGCUGGCUCUCAGGUAUAAAGCCUGGAAAUAGCAAAUGGAGUCCAGAAGCUACAAAAAGAUUUCAUAUGUAUGCUUCAGGCUUAGAGCUUCAAGCCACAGUAACUUCCCUUUCUGAAGAUGGUGCAGGUGUGGUGCUUACUGACAAUUCCACAGAUUGUCCAAAAAUGAUCAAUGAGAUACUAACUUCAGAAAAACUGGUUGUAAAGGAAGUUCUACAAGAUAACAAUAACUUUCCAAAGUCUGUUGACCAAAAAGCAACCUCACUUGGGCACUGGAAGUCAAUUGAGUUGGCUGUGGAUGAAACCAUGUCUGUCUGGGUAACAGAAGUUGUAAGCCCAGACUUGUUCUAUGCUGUACCAGUUCCAAAUAAGGGUCAAAAGCAGCUCCUUAAGGAGCUGAUUUCACUGGAAGACUAUUGUAGAUCUUGUAACAAGCAGCCCUUCCAACCAAAGCUGGGUGAAGCCUGUUGUGCUCAGUUCUCAGGUAAUGGCAAUUGGUACAGAGCUAUUGUUCUGGAAGCUUCCCAGUCUUCAGUGAAAGUACUCUAUGGAGACUUUGGCUGCACAGAAACUUUACCCCUUUCAAAGGUGCUGCCAAUCACCGAUUCCUAUUUAAAGCUGCCAUUUCAGACAAUUACUUGUUCACUUGCAGGAAUAGAGAAAGCUGAGUGGUCUCCAUUAGUGCUUGACACUUUGAAAAAAUUAUUAUUGAAGCAACAUGUCACAAUUACAGUGAAAGGGAUUAAUGGAAAUGUUAAUUUAGUAACAGUGGAGAAACACUUUGAUAAUGGUUAUGUAAAUGUAGCUGACAAACUGCUGAAGGAGGGUUUGGUCACAUCCUGCAGUCCUGAAAACUCUCAUGGUGAACAUCAAGGUAAUGGAGGUGAGACCAACUGCUGCUGCAUGGAAUUAAAAGUGCAACUUGAAAAGCAUAAACAAGUCCUACUCUUCCUUUUAAACAAGUUUGGAAAUCCAGAUGGAUUCAGUGAUAUGAAAAAUCUGCUGGAGCACUAAGUCUCUGACAUGCACCAUUUCAUUUGCAUGUCCACCCAGUUGCUGCAGUUCCUUUUUUAGAAGAUCAAGAGCAUCAGCUUUAAAAAUGAGGGUCACUUCAUAGAAACUGUGCUAUUUAAGUUCCUGCCAUUUAUCUGUAUGCUUGGAUUGUUACUGUGACCCAAGCAUGUAACCUAGAGCAUUGCAAAGCUGCAAGGUAAAAUUUCUGUUCUGUUCUUGUUUUAUGCCACCAUGUGCUACUAAACUUUUUGCUUGUAUUUUCUUGUUGAAUGCACAGAAGUUUAUGGAAUGGCCAUUACAUUGUGAAUCUGUUCUGCAGACUUGGAUUUGAAAUUAUUGCAGUUGUAAGGCUCACUUAACUUUGGUACCAUUUAUAUUACUUGAAAAACUCUUUUUUUUUAUUAUUCAUCUUUCAAUCUAAUUUCUGGUCUGAAGUUAGACUGAGAUUUGUUCUUCAUAAACUUGAUUUGAGUACCAUUAAAAGUUGAAUGUUGUCUUGGACUGCAUACAGGUAGUUCUCUAAAAUCAGUAAAUACUUCAUUGUGCACAGUUCUUUCUUUACACUUAUGCUGUAUAAUAUGCAUCUGUGAAUGUUAUUUUGAAGUGAAUUGUAUUGAAGCUGUUUUGUGUCUAGCUAUAUCAUCAGGAUCUCUACGCCAUGAAGUUUUUUUCAUCAUCAUAAAAAGACCCAUUCUAGGCUAUGACAAAAAUACUGAAUCAAAUUAUUAAAGAGAUUUUCAGUAUUUCUUCAGUUGAAUACCUGGUUGUCAUUUCUGACUAAUUCAGGAAUGUCAAAUUAUUCUUUGUAGAAUACAGUAGCCAUUUGCUGAUUGAAAGUGCAGGAUCAGCCUUUUUGUCCACUUAAAGCACACAA
Poecile atricapillus (Black-capped chickadee) is the source of this 3886-nucleotide messenger RNA. It is a transcript of the gene TDRD1, whose product is annotated as tudor domain containing 1. Gene Ontology annotation, biological process: spermatogenesis. NCBI's taxonomy places the organism in Eukaryota, Metazoa, Chordata, Aves, Passeriformes, Paridae. The transcript has 23 exons. The record is from RefSeq and is a predicted model, not a curated record. The coding region runs from base 1 to 3012 and encodes 1003 amino acids.